AUGUCAACGCCAUAUAUUCUCUUAUUUGGAGAUCAGACGGAGACAAACUUUAACGUUCGAGUGCUUUUCGAAUACAGCAAGCAGUCCGACCGCCUUCGGUCAUACAUUCAACGUUCGCAGGAGUCAGCGCGCCGUGCCUUUGAAAAUGCGGCUGUUCCAGACGUGAAGAAAUACGCCUUCGAUUCGUACCUCGGCUUAGAGGAGCGUGUCCUGGCGCAGAAAGUUCCUGAUGUCGUCCUUCGCACAUUACUCCUCUGUUUCACCCAGCUCGGGCACCUAAUCAUGCGACUGGAAAAGGAUGAAAGAGUUCGUGCGCUCUGGUCAAAGCAAAAACUCUUAAUAGUCGCUUCCUGUGCCGGUCAGAUCCCUGCGGCUCUUGCAGCCGCAACACAAUCCUUGGAUGAACUGGCCGAUGCUGCACCAGAUAUCGUGGCCACUUCUGUCCGGGCGGGUCUCGAUGUUGAUCGUCGAACGAGUGAGUAUUCCGAUGACCGUUCCGAGAGUUGGGCCACAGCAGUCGGAGUGUCAUUGGAAGAGGCCCAGGGAGUUGUCGCUACCUUCAAUCAAAGCAAGGACCUCUCUGCGGCCAAGGGGCUAUAUUGCGGCGCCACAUCGGCCUGGGCUACAACCAUUAUCGGGCCUCCAAGGCUUUUACGGGAACUCUUUGAUUCGACACCAUUUGGUAAAGCUCGUGUGACCCCUCUCCCUAUCAACGCGACCUUUCACGCUUUGCACGCAGAGAGACCCGACAUUGAGACCAUAAUUGGAAAGGCACCAAAACUCGACAAGCUGAACUUAAAACGAGGAACCUUUCUAUCAAGCGAGUCGGGAGCGAUUUUUCCGCCGCAGACGGCCAGGAAACUGCUUGGCGAGGCGCUUUUGAAUAUGUUGAAUAGAAUGACAGAUAAUGAAAAGGUAUUCGGGGAGGUUCGAAACCUAACCGGAGAUCAGGAGGUGUGCAUUUUUCCCAUUGUUGCCGAGAAGGUUGCGGCUCGAUUGAUCAAGGUGCUCGGAGAGGACAAGGCGCACAUGGAAUAA
Messenger RNA from Coccidioides immitis RS, 1038 nucleotides. RefSeq lists its product as uncharacterized. The transcript is spliced from 3 exons. The record is from RefSeq and is a predicted model, not a curated record. Bases 1 to 1038 code for a protein of 345 amino acids. NCBI's taxonomy places the organism in Eukaryota, Fungi, Ascomycota, Eurotiomycetes, Onygenales, Onygenaceae.